Adineta ricciae is the source of this 3081-nucleotide messenger RNA. NCBI's taxonomy places the organism in Eukaryota, Metazoa, Rotifera, Eurotatoria, Adinetida, Adinetidae. The record is from the annotation of a GenBank genome assembly.
AUGACUGAAAAUAAUCGAUUUUGGAUCAACAUUCUCCGUGACUAUGAUAGCGAACGGAUCUUUCCAUUACCAUAUGAUCGGCAUCCGAUUCCGAAUGAGAAACGAUCUGAUCAAAUUUGGUCGAGCACCUUCGAAUUUGAUUCCGAGAUGUUACAAAUAAUUCAUCAGCAUGCCGAAGAACUGAAUACCACAAUCGAAAACUUACUUUUCAGUUCUUAUUAUAUUUUCCUAUUCAAAUUAACAAACGGUGAGAUGGAUCUAUAUGUCGGGCGGAAUAUUUCCAUCGACCACCGCAUUCCAUUUUAUCUUCGUAUUGGCCCUACUUGGAGUUUUGCUCAACUUCUCAAACAAGUAACUCAAAUGUCAGCAUGCACUAAACAACAUGCCCAUCUACCACUAUCAUCCAUACACUCUCUCAAGCAUCCAUUGAAAUUUCCUGUUGUUUUCUAUUAUGGUAGACAAUUACUCCAACAGAGUCCAUCCGAUCUUUCUUUGUGUAUUGUUCACGAUGAACAGCUCAACACUCUUCGAUAUCAAGUCCAUGCAUCAGCUCACGUUUUCGAUCAAUCGACAACACAACAGCUAUCUCAACGAUUUCAAUGCCUCUUCCAUCAACUAUUCACUUCCUUCGAUCUCAACAUCCAACCCAUCUAUCAGCUUUCCAUCAUUCUACCUCAUGAACAUGCCCUUCUCAAACACUUUCACCCCCUACAAACUCACUCUCAAAAGCCCACUUCGACAACAAUCCCACACCUGUUCAUUCAACAAGCCAUAAAAAAUCCUCACAAGACAGCUGUCACACUUGAUCACUCAUCUCUCACCUAUUCUCAACUACUCUCUCAAGCCAAUCAGCUCGCUCACACUCUUAUCGAUGACCAUCACAUCAGCGAAGGUGACAUCGUCUGUCAAUGUAUGCAUCGAAGUAUCGACAUGGUCAUCGGCAUUCUGGCCAUCAUGAUGGCAGGUGCCAUCUAUGUUCCACUCAAUCCAUCCGACUCAUCUCAUCGACUCGACUCUCUCAUCCAACAAAUCAAACCAAAACUGGUUCUUCGUCGCCUUCCUCACACCGGACACCCGUAUGAACAGUCACCUCAGUUGUCAAUAACGGGUGAAUCGAUCGCACACAUCAUCUUCACAUCGGGAUCCACUGGUAGUCCGAAAGGUGUGCAGAUUCGACAUCGAAACUUUGUUUCCUACAUGGAAACACAUCAGUUCGAUGACAAGGAUAUCAUUCUACAGUUGGCCAACUGUUCAUUUGAUGUUCAUGUGGACGAGAUCGUGAGUGCACUCUGUCGAGGUGCACAUCUUGUUCUGCUUCGACACGGUGGUCACCUUGACUUCGACUAUCUGACGAGUGUCAUCGCUGAGCGUCAGGUGACGUUCAUCGCCCCCGUGCCAUCGUGGAUCGAUGGUCUGUGUGGAUAUCUUCGAGAGAAUUCGCAUGCGUGUGAUAGAAUGAGAUCGAUUCGUUGGUGGUUUAUUGGUGGUGAACAACUGCUAAGCUCAACGAUUCGACAGCUGUUACCAUUUAUUGAUGAAGAAUGUCAUCUGUUGAACACCUAUGGUCCUGCCGAGAUCACGGAAACGGCCACAUGUUAUGAAGUGAAUCGUGAUGAGGUGAGUGAGAUGAUAUCGAUUCCGAUCGGUCGUCCGUUGAGUGGUUAUCGGGUGUUCGUUGUUGAUGAAUAUGGACAGGAAGUGGUGCCUGGUGAGCAAGGUGAAAUAGUGGUGGGAGGUGUGGGUGUGUUUGGUGGAUACUAUGGGCGAGAAGAGUUGAGUAAGGAGGUGAUGAUGGAAGUGGAAGGUGAUCUGUGUUAUAAGACGGGUGAUUAUGGUCGAAUGGAGGUGAAGAGCGGUGAGUUGAAGUUUGUUGGAAGAAAAGACUUUCAGAUCAAACUUCGAGGACAACGGAUCGAACUCGGUCAUAUCGAACAUACAAUACUAAGAUUUUCAUCAUUCAUAUCAAACUGCAUCGUGAUGAAAGCUAUGUAUCACGAACAAGAGCAUCUAGUUGCUUAUGUGGAAACGACAGUAACUGCAGUGAAUGAAGAUAGUUUACGCGAAAAUUGCUCAUUGACCUUGGCGUCCUAUAUGGUUCCAUCAUUAUUCAUAAUUUUACAAAAGUUUCCGUUGUCAUUGAACGGAAAAGUUGACCGGAAAUCGCUUCCAUCGCCUGACUUUGCCCUCCUAACACAAUUGGUUGACGCAGAUGCGGAAGCAAUGAAUCCAAUGGAAGUACGUGUGCAUCGAUUGUGGUGUAAGGUUUUCUACCUGCCGAAAAUUCCUGCCAACAGUUCUUUCUUUUCUCUACACGGUACAUCUUUAUUAUUUAUGAAAUUAUACAAUUUAUAUCAAACUGAAUUUGGUAUCGCUCCGGAUAUAGUGACAUGUCUACAGCAACCACAUAUCAAUGAACAUGCUCGACUUUUGACAGAUUUAAUCAGUUCAACUUUAAAUCCACGUUAUGAACCAUGGUCCAGCUUGCAUGUUGAUCAAGGCGCUGUAUCAUUCGCUCAAUCGCGAAUAUAUCUCGAUGAACAAAUCCGUUUUCAAUCAUCGAAUAAGACGACGACAGCAAUCUAUAACCUCCCUCUUCUAUGUCGUUUGUCACAAUCGUUUAUCUCAAUUAUCCGUCUCCGAGAAACUCUGCAGGAAAUCACUGAAAAACAUGAUGUUCUCCGCACAUCUAUACAAUUCGACUCCGCAACUGGUCAUCUAAAACAAUCAGUUCUACCCACUUCUCUCCAGGAUUGCUUUACUUUUAAAAUGAGUAUCAUCGAUGAUGCUGAUGAAUUAAAAACAAUUUUUAAUGAUGAAUUGACCAAUCGGAAUUAUUUUGAUAUUGAACGUGGACGAGUUUUUCGGUGUCAUAUCAUUCGCCAACGUUCGACAAUGUGCAACGACGCCGACUUGCUGUCGAUCGGAGAUUGGAUUAUUUUCAAUUUUCAUCAUAUCGCCUUUGAUGGAGAAUCCGAACAGAUCUUUCUCGACGAUUUCCAUCAACUUUACAGUCGUCAACAGCACAAACAAGAAUUACUACAAUACAUUGACUUGGACGAAAAUGAAUAUAUACCAUAUUAA